This is a messenger RNA of Sphenostylis stenocarpa, 834 nucleotides long. NCBI's taxonomy places the organism in Eukaryota, Viridiplantae, Streptophyta, Magnoliopsida, Fabales, Fabaceae. The record is from the annotation of a GenBank genome assembly.
AUGAGGAGUGGCGUAGGGAAGGUAGUUUGCGUCACCGGUGCUUCUGGUUUCAUUGCUUCUUGGAUAGUCAAAUUCCUUCUUCAACAUGGUUACACUGUCAGAGCCACUGUUCGCGAUCCGAGUAAUCCGAAAAAGGUGUCACAUUUGGCUAACCUUGAGGGCGCGAAAGAGAGGCUGCAUCUGUUUAAAGCGGAUUUGUUGGAAGAAGGUUCGUUCGACUCCGUUGUGGAAGGUUGCCACGGUGUUUUUCAUACUGCUUCACCUGUCCGUUUUAAAGUCAACGACCCACAGGCUGAAUUGAUUGAUCCAGCAGUGAAGGGAACCCUUAAUGUUCUCAAAUCAUGUGCAAAAUCGCCAUCUGUGGAUCGGGUGGUCUUAACUUCUUCUAUGUCUGCAGUUGCAUUUAAUCGAAGACCUAAAAUUCCUGAAACAGUGAUUGAUGAGACUUGGUUUUCAGAUCCAGAUUUCUGUAGGGAAUUAGAGUUGUGGUACACGCUUUCAAAGACUUUGUCUGAGGAUGCUGCCUGGAAAUUUGUAAAUGAAAACAACAUUGACAUGAUUGUUAUUAACCCAACAAUGGUGGCAGGACCCCUCUUACAAGCAGAGAUUAAUGAAAGCGUUGAACCAAUUUUGAACAUAAUAAAUGGUAAACCAUUUCCAAAUAAAUCUUCUGGGUGGGUCGAUGUGAAAGAUGUUGCCAACGCUCAUAUUCUGGCUUAUGAGAUUGCUUCAGCUACUGGAAGAUACUGUUUGAGUGAGAGAGUCGUACACUACUCUGAACUUGUUAGGAUAUUACGUGAUCUGUACCCUACGUUACAAAUUCCAGACAAGUAA